Messenger RNA from Plasmodium malariae, 594 nucleotides. RefSeq names its product phosphatidylethanolamine-binding protein, putative. The transcript has 3 exons. Lineage: Eukaryota; Apicomplexa; Aconoidasida; Haemosporida; Plasmodiidae. The record is from RefSeq and is a predicted model, not a curated record. Bases 1 to 594 code for a protein of 197 amino acids.
AUGUUUAUUUUAAAGUGUUCCAUUUUGUUAUAUUGUUUUUUUUGCGCGAAAUUGACUUUUGCGAAAAUCGAGUUAAUACAGUCAGACUUUGGCAUCGAAAAAUGCAACUCCGAAAAAGUAGAAGCGCUAGAUGAGAAAUUUUAUGAAAAGGACUGUGGAGGUGAGAAUUUAUUACCAUCUGUUGAAUGGUUAGAUAAAAAUAGCUCAACAAAGUCUUAUGCCAUUACAAUAACUAGUAGGAAUCAUUUGAAUACCAUUAUGGUUCAUUUCAUAGCAUGGAAUGUACCAGCAUAUAUAAAUUUAAUAAACCAUUCUACAAAAUUUGAAGAAAUAAAUGCAAUUACAGGUUUAAAUUCAUAUAACAAAAAAAUAUAUGAAGGUCCUUGCUCUAAUAGUAUACAGAAUAACGAGCCGAGUGAAUGCAUGAAAUUUACCCUGUAUGCAUUAAAAAAUGAGUUUAUAGAACUAUCAGAAGACGCAGAUUACUACGAAUUAAUGGCAUAUCUUAAAAAGAUGAGCAGGACUGAGAAAAUUGUUGUCGACAGCUUAUCUCUAUCCUCACUCUUCAUACCAAAAAGAAGAGUUUCAAAUUAA